AGAUGAGGGAUUUCCUUUCAAGACCAAACAGCAUGGGAAUGACUGACACUGACUUUUAUCCAGCGUUUGGCACUUCCUACCGUACCUCAUCAAGCAGGCUUCAACAAGCAAAGGAGCAAGGAAUCGAAACGAACAGGUGGCAAACAACUAUAAUAACUGUUGUUGUACAGGUUCCUUCUUGUCAAUUCUUGUCAUUAUCCAUCGUUCAAUACCUCUCAAUCAACAAAUAACUACACCAGAUCCUUCCACAGGAGAAGAAUUUCCAGUACAUACCAAACUCUCUCAUACUAUAACAUACAUAGGCGUUCACCAUGGCCACCGCAAUCAGCAGCCUCUUUACCUUUGGAGCGAGACAUGAGCGACUUCCGACGGACGAAGCCUCCGUGUCUCGUGUGAGCCAUGACGAAGAGACCAACAACAACAACAACAACAACAACAAUAGCAGCAGCGUGGUUGUUGAGACUGUUGCCAGCGACGAGGACGAAGAAAUGGGCACUGCUGCAACCGAUGAAGAUGACUCGGGUGUCAUGGACAACCACAACAACCAAGAGGACGACGACCAGGACGACGCGGCACAACUGACUGCUACCAUUCCUCGUUUAUCAACCCGAGGUGGAACUGUCACGCUAACCGAAUUGGAAGAAGAACGUGAAUUGGCACGACGACGCACCAGUGCUUGCAUCUUGUUGGCAGUCUUUGUCCUCUUUCGAUUGUGGGUCGAAGCGCUCCAGUCGGGCGAUGUCUUUGUCAUGAUGCUCUGUCUCUUUGGGACAUCCUGGACCGCUCGCUUGAUUCGACACAACCGAGAACGCGAAGAAGCCCUCGAUGAACGCAUCCGCUCCUACCUGGAAAACGCCGAUCCCAAUACAACUGAAAUUGACAGAAACGACCUACGAUUCUUGUCCUUCCAAGCACAGCUUGCACUCGCCAUGAUGGAAUCCCAGCGACAAAUGCAAAUGGGAGGACAUGGACAUCCCGAUGGACCCAACAACAAUGCAAGUAGUGGCGUCAGUGAUGAUGCCAAGUCCAAAUGGGAACACUUUGCCUUUAAAGAAGGCAUGGAAGGUGGAAUGGCCGUUCCCCUCAAGGGAGCAGGCGAUUAUGGGAGUGUAGCGCAGGAAGAACAUGCCAAGGGAUUGGAAGAAGAUGGUCCCCACUGCUCCAUUUGCCUAGGGGAAUAUGAACACGGAGAAAAAUUGGUUCGACUUCCCUGUGCACACAUAUACCACGACGAUUGUGUUUCUUCGUGGACCACGGGUCACACUCGUUGUCCUCUCUGCAACUUUGAUCUCGAAUCCGUGGCAGGUACCGAGUCUUCGUCUUCUUCUGCUUCUCCUCCGGAAGACUCCAUGGUGUAAUUUUUGAUUUGGGUCAAAUGAUUGCAUCUCUUUUACCUAUUACACACAACUUGUUUCCCUACUUGAUUUAUUCCCAAACACACACUCAAAAAAAUCAUCCUUCCAGUUUCCCGCUUCCACAAGAGAAAAACGGAGAUUUUAAACUAUUUUAAAUGUUAAAAAUAAUACUACAACGCCACAGAAGGUCUGCAGUUGGUUUCUCUACAUGAGUUGGUCUGCCGAAGCUACCAGAAAUUUGCCGGGCAUGGAGGACGUACGGUAGCUGAAUCGAAUCCGUCCUUUACAAGGUUGAUGGAAGGUCUGUCACCAGAGCUUGAUAGUAGGGUUGCUCAUUGAUGCGUUUGGAAUGACAAAUCAUGAUACCCGCAGCAAAAGCUGGUUGGUUCCCAGUCAUACUUCAAUACAAGAGAGGGGGUGGGUGGGUGCAAGUCCAGCCAGCGAUCAGAGCAAACUCGGAAGCUGCCACUGAACCUGUCACCCAAGUGCACGGUGAAAUCAGGCACUUGUCUAGCUAGAGUAAGUAUACCAAGAAUGGUACAAAAGCACGACCAACGCUCACUUCCCUUAGUUGGCUCAAGGCACUUGUUUUACUUCCAUCUGUUAGAGUCAAUGUUGCCCUACGGUACCGGUAGUACCUGGUACCGGUACCUCAUGGCAUGCCACAGGGCAUGUCCAUAGCAAUGGGGGGGGGGAUGGCUGAGCUUCCCCGCUUCCUGACCUCUUCGAAAGUUUCAAACCGUUGCAUGAGUGACAGUGAGUGAUGAGUCGAGCGGCGGGGGACCACAAGCCGCGAGGGCUGUCGACCUACGUAUCGCGGGUGCUUAUUUGUAGAUACUCUAGCUAUCUGUGUGUUAACGGCCGGUGGAAAGCUGGGUCCGGACCUGUAGCGUGGAACUCCAUUCAUUCUUCUCCGUGGAAACUAUAAUCAUAGUUCAUACGAUUUCAGCAAUCAUAGUUCGGCUCUCACAUCAUAGCACCAGUGGAGACAUUCACGGAGCUGCAUGCAAUAGCAUUACAAACCUUCCUCUCACCAGCCAGCGAGCCCGCAGCCAACCAACCAACCAACCAACCAACCAACUA
Molecule: messenger RNA, 2438 nt
Organism: Seminavis robusta
Lineage: Eukaryota; Bacillariophyta; Bacillariophyceae; Naviculales; Naviculaceae
Source: the annotation of a GenBank genome assembly